Molecule: messenger RNA, 2613 nt
Organism: Manis pentadactyla (Chinese pangolin)
Lineage: Eukaryota; Metazoa; Chordata; Mammalia; Pholidota; Manidae
Gene: BTBD16
Product: BTB domain containing 16
Exons: 15
Coding region: 879-2270 (463 amino acids)
Source: RefSeq, a predicted model, not a curated record
UCCAAGAUUCCCAGGCGGGAUGGAGGCAGCCUCCGGCCUCUCCACCACCUAGUUGAGGACACAGCUUCUGCAGAUCAGGUCACUGAGGACCCUGCAAGACUGGUCCCAAGAUCGAAGGCUCUUGGCCCUGUCCCUGACUUUUAGGCAGUUUAGUUCCCCGAGAGAGCAGAUUAAAUCAUCUACCAACAAAAUAAAUCAUCAGGCAUAGCUUUUAUUAAUGUAAAACUCUACAGUUUUUUUUUUUUUUUUUGCCAAAACGUUUCUGAACACUAGCGCUGGAAAUAGAGCCCCCCAGAAUGCCAAAGCUAGGAGACAAAUGCCAAAGCUUCUAGUCUGCUCUUCUCAUUUUACAGAUGAAGUCUGAGGAUUUGGGGGUUGAUUCUCGAGGAGGCCCUUUUAGAAUUCUUCCGGGUCAUCUCAGGUGCUGUAAGGAAACCUGGUGCUCGGCGGAAACAGGAAUGCCAGCCUCAGCCAGGGAGGGAGGCUGAGGAGGAAGUGUGCAGCAUCUGGGUUCUCUGUGAGAUGCGCCCGGCGGUGUGCCCCCAGCUGUGCUGGAAGAGGCCUGGAACAGGAAGUGCUCAGAACCUUCUCUGAUGUUGCCACGGUGCCCAUAUCCCGGGAAACCAAAGGCAAGCUCCCCGGACAAAGCACCUUGGCCCAGAAGAAGAAAAGGGUGAGCCCCAAAUGUCAUAAAUACGCUCAGGAUUGAGACUCAGAAGGUGAACAGCCCCCAGCGAUCCUGUAAUUCAGAGACAGAUGCAACCUGGGUGCCUCCAUUCGAGAAGCUUCCCUUGUAGACGCACCCGUGGUGGAUGAGGAGCUUCAGAACAGUGCUCUUUCCCCCGCCCUGUGCAUGAUCACCAGUAUCGUUCACGAAGAUGAAUCCGCGCAGAUCUCGGCUGGAACGCAGGAUAGCUGGCUCAACGAACCGGUGGCGUUUCCCCAGACAGCAGUUCCCCGGAGGCCUGCUGGCACUUUCUCAGACAAGCAAGUCUUUGAACGUAGACUUUGACGAAGCUCUGAAGAACCCAGACAGGCUUUGCAUUUCACACAUUCAGAAAACUUUCUCCAAGAAUUUGCAGAGCAAGACCAUCCGAAGCGGGGAGGCAGAUGUGAUCCUCGAGUGCCUGGGCUUCAGGUGGGAACUCCAUCAGCCCCAGCUUUUCCAGUCCGAGACCUUGGCCAACCUUUACCUGUUGGCCCUGGCACGGGGUACCACGAGCCCACUGAAAGAGCUGGAGAAGAUUCUGCGAGCUCGGUCGCCUGAGAAAGUCAAAGAAAGAACCCCAGUAAAGAAGAUCAUCAUUUCCUUGAAGGUCAAUGACCCCCUGGUCACUGAAGUCGCCUUCGCCACGGCCCUGAAGAACCUCUACAUGAGCGAGGUGAAGAUGGACAUGGACGACGUGCUGGGGGUCCUGGCUUCCGCUCACAUUCUCAAGUUCAGCAGCCUGUUUCAGAGGUGUGUGGCCAUGAUGAUGAGCAGACUCACGCCAAGCACCAUCAAGAACUUUUACCUGGCCGGCUGCAAGUACAAGGAGGAGGAGCUCACCACCGCCUGCGAGAAGUGGCUGGAAAUGAACUUAGUCCCUCUGGUGGGGACACAGAUCCACCUCCGCAAAAUCCCGCAGGAGCUGCUCCACAAAGUGCUGAAGUCCCCCAGCUUCCCCAAGAACUGCUCCUUUCUGGAUCGGGACACAGGCCAGAGCUUGAGGCCGCUCUUCCUGUGCCUGCACCUGCACGGCAUCACCAAAGGCAAGGAUCUGGAGGAGUUAAAGCACAUUAACCUCUUCUCGGAGUCCUGGCUGGUCAGAGUCAUGGCCAACCAUUACCACGCACUGGAGAAUGGGGGUGACAUGGCCCAUGUGAAAGAUCUUACCACCCAGUCUGUGAGAUUUGGGCUGCUCUUUAACAAGGAGUAUACAACUUAUUCAGAAAUGAUUGCCAUAUACGGAUUCUUCUUUGAAAUAAAGGGAAUCAAACAUGAUACUACCUCUUACAGUUUUUACAUGCAGAGAGUAAAGCACACGGACUUGGAGUGUCCCUCCUCGGCCUGCGAGCAAGGGCCCGUUAGCCUGAGAGCAGAACGUUUGGUGACAUAUGAGAUCAGAGCCCAGGCCCUGGUGGACAGCAGGUGGCAGGAGUUCGGGACGAGCCACAUCACACAGAAGUUCGGGUUUGUCAAGCCAUCCCGCAAGAGCCGUGUGUUAAAAGUCCAAACUGUGGGUAUCCCAGUCUAUGCAAGUUUCUCAUUCAUCUUCCCAGUAUCUUGACAGUUCCAGAAGAAUCUACAGGAUUUUUUUUUCUGUCACCAGUGUGCAUUAAAGAAAAUAAAAUGAUAUGAAGGGGACUACUCAAGUAUUCAGCUGACUUUCUUGGUUCGAAUGGUCUCAUUAGAACUUUUGCCCCCUGUCUUAGUACAUUUGGGAUGCUAUAACAAAAUACCUCAGACUGGGGUGGUUUAUAAAGAACAGAAAUUUAUUACGGUUCUGGAGGCUGGAGUCCAAGAACAAGAUGGUGGUGGAUUCAGAUGCCUGGUGAGAGCCCUCUUCCUGGUGUGUAGACAGGUGUCUUCUCGCUGUGUCCUCACAUGGUGGGGGGCACGAGGGGGCUCUC